CUCCUGCACAUUGGUCAACAGCAUACAGCUUUAGCCGGCCGUCGAUCGUCGAUCACAUUGAACCAUGAAAGCCUUUGUGCCGUCGGCGCUGUUUCUCGUCGCCCUUCACUUGAUUUCGGCCACCGUCCGAGCAGGCGGGCUGCCGGUCGAAGCGUACGGGCUGUCGUUCCAGUACUACCAGGAGAGUUGCCCCAAUUUUGAGGCCAUCGUGAGCAGGAAAGUGAAAGAAUGGAUUAAGAAGGACUAUACUUUGGCACCAGCCCUGAUGAGGUUGCAUUUCCACGACUGCGUCGUCAGGGGAUGCGACGCGUCGAUACUAUUGAACUACCCAGGGAGCGAGAGGAGCGCCGCGGAGAGCAAGACUCUCAGGGGGUUCGAGGUGAUCAACGACAUAAAGGCGGCGCUUGAGAAGAGCUGCCCGAAGAUGGCAUCGUGCGCUGACAUCCUGACCUCGGCCGCGAGGGACGCCACCGUGUUGGCCGGCGGGCCGUUCUGGAUGGUCCCGUACGGGCGCAAGGACGGGAGGGUCUCCGUCGCCAAGGAGGCCAGCAAGGUGCCGGUUGGCCACGAGAACGUCACGUCUCUCCUCCAGCUUUUCCAAUCCCAAGGAUUGAAUGUCCUUGACUUGGUUGUUCUCUCAGGCGCGCACACGAUAGGGCGAAGCACCUGCGGGUCCAUCCAAUCGCGGCUCUACAACUACAAGUCCACCGGAAAACCCGACCCGACCCUCAACCGGGAGUACGGGAACUACCUGAAGCGGAAGUGCCGGUGGGCGUCGGAGUACGUGUACCUCGACGGGAGGACCCCGAAAACCUUCGACAACAUGUACUACAAGAACUUGCAGAAGAAGAUGGGCCUCCUCUCCACCGACCAGUACCUCAACUCCGACUCCCGGACCGGGCCGCUCGUGUCGGCGCUCGCCACCCAGCCCGAGCUCUUCAACUACCAGUUCGGCGUCUCCAUGGCCAAGCUCGGCAACGUCCAGGUGCUCACCGGCGACGAAGGCGAGGUCCGCACCAACUGCAACGCCGUCAACCGCUACUGAUCUUUUAUUUUUUAUUCCCCCGAUUUAUUCGGAUUUGUCUAUUUUCAUUUCGUUUUCCUACGUCGAAAGCGCUGAUAUUUUGCCUUGCGACUGUUGUUUGAGAAGAAUCGGAGAGUAUAAAAUUCAGCUUGGGUUAUGAA
This is a messenger RNA of Eucalyptus grandis, 1185 nucleotides long. Its product is annotated as peroxidase 7. The transcript is spliced from 3 exons. Gene Ontology annotation, cellular component: plasmodesma; plant-type cell wall. Lineage: Eukaryota; Viridiplantae; Streptophyta; Magnoliopsida; Myrtales; Myrtaceae. The record is from RefSeq and is a predicted model, not a curated record. Gene Ontology annotation, molecular function: heme binding; peroxidase activity. Gene Ontology annotation, biological process: hydrogen peroxide catabolic process; response to oxidative stress. The coding region runs from base 65 to 1045 and encodes 326 amino acids.